UUCGGGAUGGCCUCGGAACGGUACAGUUUUUCACUGACCACUUUUAGUCCUUCGGGAAAGUUGGUACAAAUCGAGUAUGCUCUAGCGGCAGUCGCGGCCGGUGCCCCAUCGGUCGGUAUCAAGGCGGUCAAUGGAGUCGUAAUUGCGACGGAGAACAAGCAGAAGUCGAUCCUGUACGAAGAGCACAGCGUUCACAAGGUCGAGAUGGUAACGAACCAUAUCGGAAUGAUCUACUCCGGUAUGGGACCGGACUAUAGGCUGUUGGUGAGACAGGCUCGUAGAUUGGCCCAGAACUACUUCCUUACGUACCGCGAACCGAUUCCGACCUCUCAGUUGGUGCAAAAGAUCGCCAACGUAAUGCAGGAGUACACGCAAUCUGGUGGUGUCCGUCCGUUCGGAGUAUCUCUGUUGAUUUGUGGCUGGGAUGAGGGUCGACCUUACCUCUUCCAGUGCGAUCCGUCCGGAGCGUACUUUGCGUGGAAAGCGACGGCCAUGGGCAAGAACGCCAACAAUGGUAAAACUUUCCUCGAGAAGCGCUACAGCGAAGACCUCGAGUUGGACGACGCGGUCCACACGGCCAUUCUAACCCUGAAGGAAGGCUUCGAGGGGCAGAUGAACGCGGACAACAUCGAGGUGGGCAUCUGUGAUGCGAACGGUUUCCGCCGGCUAGAUCCCUCGGACGUGCAGGAUUAUUUGGCCAAUAUUCCAUAAGGGAAAAUGCGGAGAUUUUUUUGGAACCGGAACGUAAUGUUGUGGUUCGAUGAUACCGAAAUAAAACAUACUUUUGAAGCUCCUUUGCUCAUUUCUAACGGUAAAAAAUAGUUGUCACUGUUUUCA
Messenger RNA from Anopheles cruzii, 837 nucleotides. RefSeq names its product proteasome subunit alpha type-2 (gene Prosalpha2). The record is from RefSeq and is a predicted model, not a curated record. The coding region runs from base 7 to 711 and encodes 234 amino acids. Gene Ontology annotation, cellular component: proteasome core complex, alpha-subunit complex; proteasome core complex. NCBI's taxonomy places the organism in Eukaryota, Metazoa, Arthropoda, Insecta, Diptera, Culicidae. Gene Ontology annotation, biological process: ubiquitin-dependent protein catabolic process. The transcript has 3 exons.